AUGGAUCAAAUUCUUCACCUAGUCAAUGGACACAACGGCCUCCUGCUCGCCCUCAAUAGCGCGCACGACGGAGUACUCGGCAAAGCAUUGGACCGGUCAGACGCAGACGAGGCGCAGGCCUUUCGGGUGACCUCGAGUGAUGCCUCCGGCGAAAUCCUCAAGGUGUACGGAAAGCUGAGGUGGCUGGCCUUCAAUCCUGGCAGCACCGUGCACGCGGUCCAUUCACGUGGCGCUGCUUCGAAGUGGCACGUCAGCAUGGUUGAGCCGGCGCACUAUUUCUACCUGAAGACUGGAGACGGCAGGUGCCUGGCCAUGCAUGGACACACCGUCAAAGUGGAACCGUUCACCGGGAGUGAGAGACAACAGUGGUGGGGCAUCUCACACCGUAACAGUGCCGAGCUGAUUGGGAAGGUGGACGAAAUUGAGGGUUUGGGAGACGGCGGGAGUGAAAGUUACCCCGGCGGCUCGAACCCCCCCGCUCCCCCGGUGGAUUCUGGAAACAUUUGCGGCAACCCCAUGUGUGGAAGAACCUUCAUUUGCGCUGCGGACUACAACCGGAGAGUCCAGCCGCUGGGUUACCCGGGUGUCUAG
Molecule: messenger RNA, 591 nt
Organism: Thermothielavioides terrestris NRRL 8126
Lineage: Eukaryota; Fungi; Ascomycota; Sordariomycetes; Sordariales; Chaetomiaceae
Exons: 2
Coding region: 1-591 (196 amino acids)
Source: RefSeq, a predicted model, not a curated record